Spirometra erinaceieuropaei is the source of this 717-nucleotide messenger RNA. Lineage: Eukaryota; Metazoa; Platyhelminthes; Cestoda; Diphyllobothriidea; Diphyllobothriidae. The record is from the annotation of a GenBank genome assembly.
AUGGCGGCUGAGCAACAGCGAGUCGGUUGUCCUGGUGGCGAGUCUGUUAGUGGUCUCCCUCUCAAAGACGUUCCUCUGACCACCGGCUCUGGUACCAUACCUUGUGACGUCUCAACUCCCUUUCAUCGCCCUUUUGUGCCCGCCUCGAUGCGUCGAGCUGUAUUUCAAACUCUGCAUGGACUCUCCCACCCUGGGAUCGGAGCCUCUCAAAAGCUUCUUGCGGAAAAGUUUGUCUGGCCUGGCAUGAACAAGGACGUCAAAGCUUGGGCUCGGUCGUGUAUAAGCUGCCAGUGCAACAAGGUGCAGCGUCACAACAAGUCCCCACCAGGCACUUUACCCAGUCCCGACGCACGGUUCAGCCAUGUGCACCUGGAUGUCGUAGGCCCCUUGCCUCUAUUCAAUGGUUUCACCUACCUCCUUACCUGUGUUGAUCGAUAUACCCGUUGGGCUGAAGCUGUUCCUUUGCCGAAUGUUCAGGCUGAAACAAUCGUGAAGGCCUUCGUCAGUCGUUGGGUCGCCAUGUUCGGUAACCCAUCCACGGUUACGACUGAUCGUGAUGCCCAGCUAGGGUCGGCACUCUUCCAAACGCUACUCAAUUUUCUUGGCUGCACACGCAUUCGGACGACAGCUUACCAACUAGCUGCCAACGGAAUGGUGGAACGUUUCCAUCGUCAGCUAAAGACCGCCCUGCGUGCAGUAGAAGACCCAGGAAACUAG